CAAACUCAAGGCUUCGGAUACUUGGAAUCCAAGGAAGUAGCGGAGCCAUUUAACAGUCUGUGAGCCUCUUCACGGUUCAGAUCCCUCACCCGAGCUCCGCAGGAGAAGAAUUUAGGCAUGGCUUCCACCUGCAACGACUCCCCAUCGUUCAAGAUCAUACUUGGGUCCUCGUCGCCGGCGCGCCGCGCGAUCCUGUCAGACAUGGGAUACGAGUUCACGGUCAUGAGCGCUGACAUCGACGAGAAGGCCAUCAGGAGGGAGACGCCGGAGGAGCUGGUCAAGGCCUUGGCCGAAGCCAAGGCGGACGCCAUUCAACUGAACCUUGCUGACGGCUGUGCUGAUCGAGGCAGCAGAGAUCGACCUACCCUUCUGAUCACUUCUGACCAGGUUAAGGUGAGCAAAGGGAUGAUACGGGAGAGGCCGACGAGCACGGAGGAAGCCAGGGAAUUCAUCAAGGGGUACUCGGGUGAUGUAGCAUUUGCAAUGAACUAUGUUCUGGUGACCAACCUGAGCACCGGGGGUAGGAAAGGGGGGUGGGAUAUACCUGAGAUCUGUUUUCACCACAUACCAGACGAGUUCAUCGAAAAAGUCGUGAAGGAAGGAGGCAUGACUUGCGUGGCUGGGGGCCUCAGGUUGAUGCAUCCAUCAUCUUUGCCGUUCAUCAAGGAACUAGUUGGUACGGUGGAUAGCGUUCGAGGACUUCCAAGAAACCUCACCGAGAAGCUCAUUCGAGAAUCCCUACAAGAAACCGUUGAAAUGUAGGAUGUCGUUAUUCUCAUUAUUAUUCAAAUCUUACAAGGAGAUAAGAUGUGUACAAUCUAGGACUCUUGCUCCUUGUUGUAUAUUAGAACAAUAGAACAACCCAAUGUAUUCAAGUAAGAGUCCACAAACAAUUGCUUGAUAAAGGAGGAAGGCCCCGGAUAGGGCGGGUUUCUAACUCUCCUUAAAUUGUUACUCAUAGUAUAUCUAAAUAUGAUAAAACACAUAAAACCCUUCCG
Triticum urartu is the source of this 998-nucleotide messenger RNA. RefSeq lists its product as uncharacterized. Gene Ontology annotation, molecular function: nucleoside triphosphate diphosphatase activity. Lineage: Eukaryota; Viridiplantae; Streptophyta; Magnoliopsida; Poales; Poaceae. The record is from RefSeq and is a predicted model, not a curated record.